Coniosporium apollinis CBS 100218 is the source of this 1290-nucleotide messenger RNA. RefSeq lists its product as uncharacterized. The transcript is spliced from 4 exons. Lineage: Eukaryota; Fungi; Ascomycota; Dothideomycetes. The record is from RefSeq and is a predicted model, not a curated record. Bases 1 to 1290 code for a protein of 429 amino acids.
AUGUCCUACUACGACAACGGCCCCUGGGCAGCACCAGGCCGUCAGCCAUCAUGGGAGCAGCAGCCGCCUCCCACGCGCUCAGGUAUGACCGCUCGAUCGAGCAUGUGGAAAACACCAGAAAAUAACAAUGCCACAGGCGCCAGCUCGACCGCCAACCGCGAUGAGUCCGCCGCCUUUCUCUCUCAGAUUGAAGAGGUCGAUCGUGCUGCCGACAAUCUACUCAAGAGCGGCAAGAUGUUUCCCACGGACAUGCCCGGUCGCCGAGAGUCGAUGCCAAUGGCUGCAGGCCGAGGAUACGGCGAUGCUCGUAUGGGCGGUCCUUCGCGCCAUCAUUCCGUUAGCGAUUACGAUGGCAUGCGAUCCAACUCUGCGUCGAACCUCCAAGGUUACUACGCCAGCCAGCGCUAUCAGCCGCGCCAGAGUGACGCAGACCAAAUGAUGCAGGCCAAAAGGCGCAUGGCUGCUCAGCGUGAGCGCGAGCUUCGCAACUAUCACCAGGAGCAGCAGUACAAUCGGAGACCACUGGCUUACAGUAUAGGUGUGCUCACAGACGUCUCUGGUGCCAAGUCCGACCGCUCCAUGAGCCCCAACGCGAUGAGCGAGGAAGACCGCCGUGAGCUCAUCGCUCGCCAGCAUCGUGCGUUGUACGGCAAUGAGUCGGCUCUUUACUCGAAUGAUGGCACCACGCGCACAAGUAGCCAGGACGUCCGAGUCGCUACAUCCAUGGCAGGCGGCCGCGGACAGUCACCUUUGGCCUACGACCCUUUCGGAAGUCAGGGUCUGGGUAGCUCAGCAGAGCCUGCAGUUCAGAUGCCAUCGAGGGACCAGGCCAAGGAUACUUCCGCAGGUGCGCAGCGCUCACGCGCCAACAGCACCUCUUCUCCAUCAUCCAAUCAGAAUACAUCUGCCUCUUUCAGCUUGUUUGACAACGCGCAGCAGUCCAGCCGCACCUCGAACUCGUCUCCGACCGGAGGUGAUCCGCCGGUCCAGGGCGGUAAAGGUCCAACCGUUGCCGGUGUCACUCCUAUCGGCACUCGCCCGGCUCAGAGUCAAGGUCCGCCUGCAGCCCCGGGUAUCAACAAGCGGUCGACCACUCCUCUCCCGUCUCCUUUGAGCUUUGGCUUUAGCGCCAACGAGCAACACAAAUCUAACGAGCGAUCUACUUCUACUUCCUCCAACCCUUCAUCCAGCAUUGCCGACAAGGGCGUCAGCCUUGGUUGGGGGAGCAACAGCGGAGUUUGGGGCACUUCUAAGAAUACCCUCGGCGUUCAAGCCUCUGUUUGGGGCUAG